AUGGCCAACCUCCUCUCCUACCUCCCUCCCUUUGAGGGCCUUCUCCCCAAAUGGCUCUUCCUGGUCUCCGUCAUCUCCGCCGCCAACAGCAUCGGCGCCUACCGCUCAGUAGACUACGCCGCCCAGCUCUACAACGCCCACGCCCCGGACGGCCGCCCCACCACCAACCCGCUCUCCUCGCGCACCUUCGGUACCUGGACGUUCCUCUCCUCCGUCAUCCGCAUGUACGCCGCCUACCACAUCACCACCCCCGCGCUGUAUGACCUGGCCCUGUGGAGUUUCGGGAUCGCCUUCGUGCACUUUGUGGCCGAGUGGUUGGUUUUCGGGAGCGCGCAGCUCAAGGGCCGGUUUGUGAGCCCGUUGAUUGUGGCGUCGUCGACGUUGGCGUGGAUGGUGACGCAGAGGGAGGCGUAUUUGGCUAUGUAG
Messenger RNA from Aspergillus clavatus NRRL 1, 426 nucleotides. Its product is annotated as Erg28 family protein. Lineage: Eukaryota; Fungi; Ascomycota; Eurotiomycetes; Eurotiales; Aspergillaceae. Bases 1 to 426 code for a protein of 141 amino acids. Gene Ontology annotation, molecular function: protein-macromolecule adaptor activity. The record is from RefSeq and is a predicted model, not a curated record. Gene Ontology annotation, cellular component: endoplasmic reticulum; membrane. The transcript is spliced from 2 exons.